Schizophyllum commune H4-8 is the source of this 1683-nucleotide messenger RNA. RefSeq names its product S-adenosyl-L-methionine-dependent methyltransferase. Lineage: Eukaryota; Fungi; Basidiomycota; Agaricomycetes; Agaricales; Schizophyllaceae. Gene Ontology annotation, cellular component: nucleus. Gene Ontology annotation, molecular function: protein-arginine N-methyltransferase activity. The record is from RefSeq and is a predicted model, not a curated record. The transcript has 8 exons. Bases 1 to 1683 code for a protein of 560 amino acids. Gene Ontology annotation, biological process: peptidyl-arginine methylation.
AUGUCUAUACGUCUACCACCAGGACAGGCGAUCCCUGACCCGGAGGAGCUCAUAGGAAGUGGCUCGGAGUCGGAGAGCAGCGACGAUGAUCAGGACUUCGACGAUUGGGUCGAGGAAGAUGCGCGCCCCUGCCGCUCUCUGUUCGAUGAGACCGUGUCCGCCUCAGUGGAGGAGUCGCUGAAGUACGACGAGAAGACGCAUGGGUUUGACUUGCGGGCAUUUGUGACGCGUCUCUCACUGGAUUCGUACGGGCGGAUACGAUUGAUCAACUACAUCCGGGCCACGAAACCUGCACCGAAGGACGCUCUCGCGUUGACGGGGAAGGAGCCCUUAUUCACUGAUGAUCAGUACCUGAAGCCUGCACUCGAGGAUGAUCCCCUUCUACGUGCGUCUGCCCUCAAGUGGUCCGAUUCUGAAGACAGCGAGGAUCCCGCUCGCAAAAUUCGUGCGCUUGAGAACAAGCUGGCGCAAGCGCAGCGCGAGCUUAUGGAAUACAGAGCCAUCGUUAACCGGCAGUUGGACCUCGACACCGUCAGGACCGAGGAGCCUGCGAAGCCUGCACGGGACGACGACACCCACUAUUUCGACAGCUACGCGGAGAACGACAUUCACGCCGUCAUGAUCAAUGACAAAGUUCGUACCUCGACAUACGCGCACUUCAUCCUCGGCAACCCGAAGCUGUUCGAGGACGCCAUCGUCCUCGAUGUCGGCUGCGGCACUGGUAUAUUGUCCCUCUUCGCUGCUCGUAGCGGCGCGAAGCGUGUCUUCGCCGUCGACGCGAGCGAAAUCGCCCUCAAGGCCGAGCAGAUCGUCAAAGCGAAUGGUUACGAAGAGGUCGUGACGGUGAUCCGGGGCAAAGUCGAGGACAUUCAACUUCCGGACGGCAUCGAGAAGGUCGAUAUCAUCAUCUCGGAGUGGAUGGGAUACGCGCUGUUGUACGAGUCGAUGUUGGACUCCGUACUGCGUGCGCGGGAUCGCUUCCAGCCAAAGGUCAUGGCACCUAGCCAGUGCCAGAUGAUGCUUGCCUUGUGCGACGGAGAUGAGGUAUAUAAGGAGAGGAUCGAGUUCUGGAAUGAUGUCUACGGCCUCGAUAUGUCCGUCAUGGCAGGCAGCAUCUACGAUGAGGCAAUCGUCGAUGUCGUUGGGCCGCAAAGCCUGCUCAGCGAGCCUGCAGUCGUCAAGGACCUUUACCUCGGCGACAUCACUCCUGCCCAACUCGACUUCGUCUCCACCUUCCAAUUGGUCGCCACCAACGACCGGCGCACUAAAGUCCGCGCCCUCGUACUCUACUUCGACACCUUCUUCACCGCGUCCGGCGCGCCCAUCAAAGAGGGUACCCAAGUCACCGUCGUGAAGAACCAGGAGGCGCAGCUCGCGGAGGUGUGGCCGGUGGGCGGCAAGCCUGCGCCGAAGCGGCGCCCGAGCUCGAAUGCGGAGAAGGAGAAGGACGCGAGCUUUAGCACGGGGCCGCAGAGCAUUCCGACGCACUGGAAACAGACGCUGUUCUUCUUGCGUGAGCCGAUCACUGUGAGCGAAGGUACCGUCGUGUAUGGCAGCUUCCACCUGAAGAAGAGCAAGACCAACUCUCGUGAACUGGAUGCAGAGAUACACUACUCGACGAAGACGAGCGUCGAUGCGCCUGCUACGGAGGAGACAGUGGUGCAGAUGUACAAAAUUCGAUGA